Adineta ricciae is the source of this 2778-nucleotide messenger RNA. NCBI's taxonomy places the organism in Eukaryota, Metazoa, Rotifera, Eurotatoria, Adinetida, Adinetidae. The record is from the annotation of a GenBank genome assembly.
AUGAGUCGCAUUCUUUCUCUCGUAAGCCUGAUUUUCAUUUUCGGUAUUUUGAAUAUCCCAUUCAGCGAAAAUGUCGAUCGGAAUAAUUUCAAAACGUGUGAACAAAGUGCUUUCUGUCGACGGCAACGGAAAUAUAAACCCGAAGUCUCACCUUACGAGGUCGACUUGAACUCAAUGAUAACUGUUCAAGUCGGACAUACACAAUUUGUACUUCUCAAUACUCACAAAUCUCAUGUUAAAUUUCAACUAGAUGUUUAUACAUUAGAACACAAUUCCUUACGAGUUAAAGUAAACGAAAUUAACCCAAUAAGAAAACGCUAUGAGGUCGAACAUAGUCUCGUUUCUGAACCGAAACUAGUCAAUGUAAACUUGACGAGAUUAGAUGAGAAUUUAAUUGAAGGAACUUUUGGCAAAUCAGCAAAAUUUAUCCUCAACGCUAAACCAUUCCGAUUAGAUUUAUUUACUAAUGGAAUAUUUGUCAUGAGUAUGAACUCAAAAAAUAUGUUCAAUUUCGAACAUUAUCGAACAAAACCAGGAACCAAUGAAGGAACAAAUAAUGAAGAAAACGAAGAAGGAAUGUGGGAAGAAACAUUUAAAAGUCAUCAAGAUCCCAAACCGUAUGGUCCAUCAUCGAUCGGUGUUGAUAUAAACUUUCUAAAUUUUGAAAACGUCUAUGGUAUUCCCGAACAUGCAGAUGCAUUCUCACUUCGCUCGACACACGAUACUGAUCCAUAUCGUUUGUUCAAUGUUGAUGUAUUCGAAUAUGAUAUUCAAAAUCCCAUGGCUUUGUAUGGCUCUGUUCCAUACAUGUUAGCUCACAAUGAACAUGCAACCGUUGGAUUUUUCUGGUUAAAUGCUGCUGAAGGAUGGAUUGACGUUAACAAUGAUAAACUGACAGUACAAAAUCCUUGGACGAAAGUUAUGGGAUUCUUUUCGACAGUUGCAAAUUUCUUUUCUACAAAACCAGGUGUUGAUAAAAAUGAAGUGCCGGAGGUGACUACGCAUUGGAUGUUUGAAUCGGGUAUAUUUGAUGGAUUCUUCUUUAUGGGACCAACGCCAAGAGAUAUUUUCAAACAAUAUACUGCUAUUACUGGUUCAGUUCCACUUCCACCGUUAUGGUCGAUUGCGUAUCACCAAUGCCGAUGGAACUACAAUGAUGAAGAUGACGUCCGAAGUGUUUUAAAUGGAUUCGAAAAAUAUUUUAUUCCACUUGACGUCAUUUGGCUUGAUAUUGAACAUACAAAUGGUAAACGGUAUCUUACUUGGGAUACAGGAAAAUUUCCUAAUCCACAGAAAAUGCAAGAUGAUGUCGCUCAUUAUGGAAGAAAAAUGGUUACCAUUAGUGAUCCGCAUAUAAAAAAAGAUGAUGGAUAUCAAGUAUAUGCUGUAGCUAAAUCGAAAGGAUAUUUUGUUAAGACAAAAGAAGGAGCUGAUUAUGAAGGAUCAUGCUGGCCAGGUGCUUCUAUGUGGCUGGAUUAUUUCAACCCUGAUGUAUUCAAAUGGUAUUCGGAGCUUUAUUCAUUAACAAACUAUAAAGGUUCAACAAAAAAUCUUUUCAUAUGGAAUGAUAUGAAUGAACCAUCUGUUUUCAAUGGUCCAGAAAUAACUUUCCCCAAAGAUAUUGUUCACCACGGUGGAUGGGAAGAUCGUGAUGUUCAUAAUCUCUAUGGUAUGCUGCAGCACAUGUCUACAUUUCAAGGCCUUUACAAUCGUUCCAACGGACAUAUUCGUCCGUUUGUAUUGACACGUUCGUUUUUCGCUGGCUCACAACGAACAGCUGCGGUAUGGACAGGUGACAAUAAAGCUGAAUGGAGUUAUUUGAAAAUAGCGACACCAAUGCUUCUAAGUCUAUCUGUUACCGGAUUUGGUUUUAUUGGCGCUGAUGUUGGAGGAUUUUUCUCUAAUCCAGACGCAAAAUUACUUGUCCGAUGGUAUCAAACAGCAGCAUAUCAACCAUUCUAUCGUGAACAUGCCCAUAUUGACACUGCACGCCGUGAACCAUGGCUAUUUGGGAAUGAAAAUACACGAUUGAUUCGAAAAGCAAUCGAACAACGUUAUCAAUACUUACCUUACUGGUAUACUUUAUUUUAUAGACAAGAAAAGCAAGGUAUACCACCCAUGCUACCUUUAUGGGCAAAUUUUCCAAAAGACAAAAAGACAUUUAAAAUAGAAGAUUCAUUUAUGGUUGGAAAUGGUCUACUCAUUUAUCCAAUUACCGAGGCUGAUAUUAAUCAAGUUGCUGUCUAUUUUCCUGGUGAAAAUACAAUUUGGUACGAUGUACGUACCUUCAUUAAAUUCCAAGGUGCAACAACAUCACUUGUCCCUGUCGAUAUGCAAUCGAUUCCCGUUUACCAAUUAGGUGGUGUUAUCAUUCCACAAAGAUUCAGACGACGACGUGCUUCAAUGCUUGCCAUUCAUGAUCCAAUAACAUUAGUAGUUGCAUUAGACCGCAAUCGUGAAGCAAGAGGCGAAUUGUAUCUUGAUGAUGGUCAUACUUAUGAUUAUCGACAGAAACGUCAAUUAAUCUAUCGUCGGUUUACUUUCAAAAAUAAUGUACUUUAUUCAAAAACUCUCGAUUCAACCAGUAAAUUUGAAACUGAUGCUUGGAUUGAACGUAUAAUUAUACUUGGUUAUCCGAAAAAUCCCACUAAAAUAACGAUCAAUUCGGGUGAUAAACAAGCCGUUCCACUUCAUCGAUAUCAUGAUGAAUCUCAAACGCUUACUAUUCGACGACCUGGCCCAUCAGUUGCAUCCGAUUGGACACUUACGAUAGCUUAA